GGGGAGACGACGAGUCUCUCCAGCUGGCUAUGUUAUACAGGGACGAAGUCCACGUAUUGAAGAGGAACUUCAAGACGGUUGGUGUUUCCAACCAAAAGAAACACGACGUCUGGACGAAGAUUACGGCCGACCUGAAUGGACAGUUCCACCAUGAGAGGACGGCCGUUGAGGUAAAGAAGCGAUGGUUCACCAUCACUUCUAAGUCAAGGAUGAAGCUGAAGAAAUUUCGAGAUCAUCGGAAUGGAACUGGUGGCGGCCCUCCACCCCCUCCCCUUGACCCCAUUGAUGAGCUUGUAGGGGACAUUUUGGGGCAAGACAGCAAGGUCAUCAUGGGGUUUGAGGAGAUUGAUGACCUUGGACAUCAAAGGACUGUCGACAUUGAAGACGCAGCAGAGCCAGCGAGCCAGCUCAUUGUAGGUCAGGGAGGUGCUGAGGCACCAACAGUAAUUGUGCCUGAGCCCACCCUGCAGCCACAGACUGAGGGGGGUGCCCGGGGGAAGGUGCCAACUGAGGAUGAUGCAGCAGCUGCUCAAGCAAAGGUGGCAGCUGUUGAGGAGGAAGCUGUAGCUUCAAGAGCUACAGCAGCAGCUGCACAGGCUGGGGAGGAGGCUGCACGGGCCAUGAAGGCAGCCGCAGAGGAGGUGGCGGCUUGUGCUCGGGCCUUCAUAGGAGCUGCAAGGGCGCAGGAGGCAGCUGCAAGGGCGCAGGAGGCAGCUGAAAGGGCACGGGAGGCAGCUGCCAAAGAAAAAGCGGAAGCCAUGCGUCUUAAACAAAUUUUGCUGAAGUUACAAAUUGAAAAGGAAAGGAAAAACAAAUAAUAUACCUAAUAAAAGUAGACAAGGAUGCACAUAGUUCUAUGAUUGUGAAACCUUAGUUGUACUAAUUUAAUUAUGCUUAUGCAGGAAUGAUACAGUGUACAAAUGCACUGGAAAAAGAGAUUAAAAUGAAUGUGUAAAAAAAAUGCAAAAAGAACACUAAUGGAGAAUAAAAAGGCAAUGUGUGAAGAGCUAGGAAGGAAGGUGAGAAAUGACUUUCGGAAUAAUAGGGAGAUGUUCUUGAAGGAAGUGAAGGGAGCAUGAGAAAAGAAUGAAAAGGUGUGUAUGAACUAUGAAUGUAAAGGGUGUGAAUAGGAAUGUAAUUGUAAGUGUAUAAGAAGAUUGAAGGAGUACUAUGAGUGUUUUUAGAGUAUUGACAACAAAGAGAGGAAUGUUAAUUUGCAAAUGUUUACAAAAGGAAUAUGGGUUAUAAUUGAUUGAUAGAUUGAUUACUUUAUUAAUGCAAGUGGAACAUUACCUUGGCAUGUACUUGUCCAGUCGUG
Molecule: messenger RNA, 1318 nt
Organism: Eriocheir sinensis (Chinese mitten crab)
Lineage: Eukaryota; Metazoa; Arthropoda; Malacostraca; Decapoda; Varunidae
Product: translation initiation factor IF-2-like
Exons: 3
Coding region: 30-818 (262 amino acids)
Cellular component (GO): nucleus
Source: RefSeq, a predicted model, not a curated record